AUGCCACGGCUUAAAUAUGGAUCGAUACUUCGUGUGUUCGUUAUAUUGGGAUUACUAUGUCUCUGGGUACAGAUAAUGCUGUCCGCGUCUAGUAUGUCUAUGGAUAAAGAUGGCGAUCUAACCCAGCUUUUGGAAAAUGCUAACCCAAUAACUAUAGACUUUUAUGCAGAAGAGCUGAUGAAUUAUAAUGAUACAUCAGAACAAGUCCUGGCGCUGGUGCCUCCCGAGUUGCACAAGUAUCUCACUGUCCACUCCAAGAAUGUUAGUGUUAACGCGACAGACAGAACUACACCAAAGAAUACGUCGGAUAUACGCAGAGCAAUAGAAAUGGUGAACGAUGCACAGACCAUAUACAACGAAGACAUCUACGGUCCGGUCCAGAACGACACAAUCAUUAUCGCAAUACAGGUGCACACUCGUCUCACGUAUUUGAGACAUUUAAUUGUGUCCCUGGCGCAGGCGAAGGACAUAGACAGGACGUUGCUGGUCUUCUCCCACGACUACUUCGAUGAGGAGAUCAAUAGUUUAGUUAGGAGCAUAGAUUUUACUAAAGUAAUGCAAAUAUUCUACCCGUAUUCAAUACAAACGCAUCCAAACGAGUUUCCCGGGAUGGACCCGAACGACUGUCCCCGGGACGCCAAAUUGGAACAAGCUUUAAAACUCAAAUGCAACAACGCUCUUCACCCGGAUCUGCACGGCCACUACCGGGAAGCCAAGUACACGCAGACCAAGCACCACUGGUGGUGGAAAGCCAACAGGAUCUUCAAUCAACUACAGAGUACAUCUGGGCAUACUGGGAUGGUGGUUUUCCUGGAAGAAGACCACUAUGUAGCGGAAGACUUCAUCCACAUGCUAAACUUAUUGCGAAGCACGGCCGACAAAACUUGUCCACAAUGCGAGAUACUAUGUCUCGGGACUUACUUGAAGACUUACCAGUACCACAGCAACACGGAUAAGGUGGAAAUAACGCCCUGGCACUCCAGCAUGCAUAACAUGGGCAUGGUCUUCAAUAAGACGGUCUGGAACUCCAUAAUGGAACUGGAACAGGAGUUCUGCGCGUACGACGAUUACAACUGGGACUAUUCGUUGUUGCAUUUGUCGCAGAACCGACCUGGAAGGGAAAAGUUCAAAGUCAUCUUGUGCAAAGGACCGAGGGUCUUUCAUAUUGGUGAAUGCGGCAUCCAUCACAAGAAAUCGAACUGCAACGCGUCCACGGUUAUCAGCAAAGUGCAAAAGUUGCUGCAGAACGCGAAACAGUAUAUGUUCCCGUCACGAAUAAUGGCGACCAUAACAGCUGGUGGGGCGAAGCACAACAAGAAACUGACGAAGGGGAACGGCGGGUGGGGUGAUAUACGAGAUCAAGAAAUGUGCACAAACAUGACCAAAGUGGGACGGCAAAUGAGAAAAUAUUUCUACUUUACGUAA
Leptosia nina is the source of this 1425-nucleotide messenger RNA. The record is from the annotation of a GenBank genome assembly. NCBI's taxonomy places the organism in Eukaryota, Metazoa, Arthropoda, Insecta, Lepidoptera, Pieridae.